UUCAGAGAACACCUUGUUUUACAAUAUGCAUCGGCUGUUGCCUCCCACUACCUCGAAGCGAACCCAGAUAUUACUUGGUGGAGGUAACUUUCAGCGAGGCACGCUAUAUAAGAGAACGAAGAACCAGCCGGCCAAGAUAAACCUCGUGUGUUGUCGAUCCAUUCAUCGUUGUUACUGCUCUACCUCCGUCGUUGACAGAAUGUACUGGCUGUGUCUGGUGGCGUUAGCCGCGACCGCAGCGGCUCAGAGUCCUUACGAUUUGGAUCAGAGGGUACCCUACCAAGGCAAAUCGUCCAGCUUGGGACCACUCUACGCGUCUAGCCUCAGCAACGGUCAAGGUUUCCGCGAUAACAGUUACGAGGAUAACAUCGUCACGCCUACGCCGACGCCGGUCUACAGGAACCCGAGCGGUCAACAACCUCUCUAUCGUAAACCGUCGAUCGAUCAAGGGGCUAUCCGAGUUGGCGGAUCGUCGCGGCCUAUUCUUCGAGGAGGACAACCGCAAACCGCCCGGGAGCGAGAAGAAUUGGAAGAGAAGGAGGAACCCGAUCGCCUGACUCUUCUCCUGCCCCAGAGUAAGUUCGACUGCGUGAAUAAACAAACUGGCUAUUACGCCGACGAGGAUCUUAAUUGCGAGGUGUUCCACUACUGCCAAGACAACGCGAAGCAUUCUUGGAUCUGUCCCGAAGGAUUCUCAUUCCACCAGGUUCACCUGAUUUGCAUGCCGCCGAACGGAGACAUGAAUUGCAAGAAGAGCUCGCAAUACCAUUUCAUCAACGAGUAUCUCUACAAACCAUUGAACUUGGAAGAGCACGAGACCAGGCCUAAUAUAAGCCUGAGAUACAGCGACAGAUAUUUCCCCUCAGACAUUCACCCAGACGAGCGCGAGUCCGAUGACUAUCAGAUUAGUCAAACCGCUCCUAUUCGACGCCCAACACCGGUGUAUGCGAGCUCGCAGUCAACUCUGAACAGCAUUCCCCCGUCGGCUCGUCCACAAUCGGCAGGCCUCACGCAGUUCCGUCUACCGGUGAACCAAGUCUUCCGCAGUCCGGAGGAAGUGAACAUUCCUCUUCAACAAAGACGCCCGCAAUCUCAAGGCCAGCCCCUGAGAAGAUUCCCCCAAGUGCGACCCGAUGACGAGGAAUACGAAUAGAUCCGGCGAACGUCGUUUCAUAAUAAUUAAUCACUCAUCGUCACAAUCAUACCGUCAUCUCGUCACACAUCUUGUGUCAAAAUUCAAAGAGCAGGAGAGAAGAUUUCAAACGUUUAUUAUAUUUAUUCAAAUAAAGUCUAGCCAUAGUUCUAUUAAUUAAAUGUAGAAUAUAUAAAUUAUUUCGUACUUUUCUCGUAUUCUUGUCUCCGUGAAAAAUGAUGAUACUUACCAUCGAUAUUAAUUAAAAAGUGACAACGAAUAAACUGAUCUUACGUCAUUUUGAAAGCCGUUUUCUUCUUGUUAGAAACAAUAUAUAUGAACACAUAAAAUCUGUAGAAUCGAAUUCGCGAACGCGGUGACACAGUCAAUUGACUGAGUCAGUUCACCGUUCAAACAAGUCAGGUGUGAUAUGAAAUGUAUAAGAAACCCAGUUCUUACAAUAAAAAUAAUUAGAUGAUA
Messenger RNA from Ceratina calcarata, 1612 nucleotides. RefSeq lists its product as uncharacterized. The record is from RefSeq and is a predicted model, not a curated record. Gene Ontology annotation, cellular component: extracellular region. Gene Ontology annotation, molecular function: chitin binding. Lineage: Eukaryota; Metazoa; Arthropoda; Insecta; Hymenoptera; Apidae.